CAACGAUAUACUUGUGUAUAGGUGUGGCAUAGCUACUCGACCAGGUAUAACGCCAAUUUUCUGCGUUUUUUGCUGGUCGCUCCUCUUCCCAUCAAUAGAACCGAUACAUUCGAUAAUUAAAAAGACCAGGGUAUGUGUGAACAGAGAUGCCCGACAAUUAAACGGAAAAGAUCGUCGACCGCGCAAUCAAAUAUAAAAUUUAAAGGAACAACAACUGAACGACCAACAAAAAAAGAUGCGCGUCCUUUUAUGUAGAACAAAUAUCACACGUUUAUUUGUCUCUUUUUUCUAGUAUUGUUUCUUCUUAUGUUAUAUUAAUUUCCGAAAGGAAAGACUAAACUUUCGAUUCUUUCAUUUGGACUCGACGAUAAAAUGCAGACCAGCUGGCGUGAUCCACACCGAACAAAAAAAAAGGUUCAUUCGAUUCGUGUGUUGUUUUAAUUGAACUGAACGGUGACCAUAGUGGGCGACCGUAAUAACAAUAUAACAAACCGGACGGACGCGAGUGUUGAGAGAACAUCAUCCACACCAGAUGGUCCCGUGUACUAUACAGUAACCAUCCGCUGCUGAUGUCCCGCGCGUUCACAAACUUUAUUCUUCGGUCGGGAACAUUGUCGUCACCGGUUCACAGCCUUCUUCUUAUCGGCAGUGUAACACACCCGAGUGUGUGGUGCACUAUAGACGCGUGUAAUAACGACAACCAUGCGAAACCUAAUCAAGUCAUUAUUACGGACACGCCAUCACAAUUCACAAUGCCAAGUUCAUUGUCCCUUUGAAUAAUUUCGGCUCUGUGUCUUUUCUGUUUUCUUAUUAGAAACAUAAUAAUGAUAAUUAUUAACUCUUUUUUUUUCUCAUCAACAAGAAACAAUAUACAAAACAUCUCAAUAGAAAAUGAGUGUGUGUGGAUAGUUAUUAUUAUGUAAACUGGCAUCUAUGUUUUCUUUUUAAUGAUCGUGUUUUUUCGUUUUUCAGGAAUUUCUCAGUUGACUGGAGGUUUUUUAAUGUUUUCUCUGGAAAAAAGGAAAAGGUCCUUUCAGAAAAAUAAAAACGAUUAUGUAUUUUGCUGGUAAUUAUGUGUGAAAUGAUUUAUAUCGGAAUCCCUUUCCGUUUUUAUGGCGAAUUGUUACGAAAAAUUCUUAGCAGACGAUAAAAAUGUCCCAAUCCUGGUGUGUAGACGUCAUGUUUCGCUGGUCGACUUGAAAACUAUUCCGAAGAAGAAAGAAGAAUGUGAGGAAUGUCUCAUGGCAUCAUCAUGGUUAAUUAUUCGUCGACGACAUGUGUUGGAAGGUUUCGGACGGACCACGUGUGGGUCCCUUUGUCAAAUAAUGAUACCGUGUGCCUCCUGUUCACAACCAGUAUUUGACGUGCUCGGCCGGUCGAUCCGGAGGACGUUGCGUCUCUACCAGCCGUCAAGAUGCCAUCCGCCAGUCCGUUUGAGGGUGGGCUGAUCUGCGGCAUCAACAAAUCGACAGACUCGUCGUCUUCCUUCGUCAUCGGCGGAGGUGCCGGAGGCGGUUGGGAUUGUGACGAAUACUUCCCCAUGUGCGACGACCUGUUCACCGUCAGCGUCGUCAACAACAACAACAGCAACAACAAUUCCAUGGCCCCACAUCUUGGCCACCAUCUCAUCAACAACCACCACGAAGCUCAGCCACAGCAGCAGCAACAACAUUUGGCGGUGGAUGUCUCGCCGGAUGCAUCCGUCGCCCAUCAUCACAGCAACCACCUCCAUCAGCAACACCACCACCACCUCCAACAACAACAACAACAACAUCCCAACGACUUUAUGGUUCACCUGUUACCGCUCGGCGGUGGUGGUGGUGGCGCCGACCAAAGCAACAACAACAACAACAACACCACCGCCAACAGCAUGAAUAACAAUUCAGCCACCGCCCACAAGACCAUCCCAGUCUUUUCCAGCAGCUUUUCCAACGGCGCCUGGGAGAAGAAACUGCCGGCCGACUGGGAUGAGAGCGACACGAUCGAUUGGCUUUUCACCGUCGCCAACAAACUGGGAAUCCCUUGCGAAUAUUUCGCUAGUUUCAGCCACCUCAGAGGAGCCAAUCUGCUGGAAAUGAACAAAGAGGAUUUCCAAUUGAAGUAUCCCAAUCAUGGCCACAAAUUCUACGAGGCCUUUAGGCAGCUCGUCCAUCAGAUCCAAAUCCAGCAACAACAACAACAGCAACAACAACAACACAGUCCGGCCAUCAUCGAAGGCAACGCCACUGAUCUCUUGGGCCUGCAGAAUGCGCCGGCCGUGCACCAUCAUCACCACCUCCUCCAUCCAGCCAACAAUGUCGACUGCUGGUCGAUGAUGCCCCCGUCGAUGGAGCAGAAUAACUACACGGCCACGGUGGCUACCAACAGCACGGUGGUUGUUGGAGGCCAGCAACAACCGGAAAACAGUAUGGGACUAACUAAUGGCGGUUACUGCGGAACGGCGGCCCAAGAGCGGGCCGGCCAGCACCAGUACAGCAGCAGCAGCAGCAACAACAACCCCAUGGAUUCGUCGUCUACUUCGUCUUACAUUUACCUCAACGGUUCAGCGAAUCACCACCAUCACAGUAGUAGUCAUCACCAACACCAUCAACAACAUCAUUCGGCCGGCAGCAAAAGUCUUGGCGGUUACGGAAGCGAUCCGCUCCAGCUGAACAAUUUCCACCACCACCACCACCAGCACAACCCGCACCACCACCAUCAGCAGCAGCAGCAGCAACAACACGAAAGUUACGAUUCGUAUUCGGUGGACUUGAUGGGGCCGGAUCAUUACUCGGAGAAUUACUCCAACAGUACGCCUUCUUCCGAUCCGGAAGAGAUGACGGCGCCCAGCGAUUGCGCCACGCCCCAGAUGAUGGCCAACAGUUCGGCAGUCAAUGGGGCCGGUCUGCUGAAGCGGGUGGGCCGGCCCAGUACGGCGGGCAAGAGUAGCAGCAGCUCGAGCAGCAGCAGCAGCAGCCGGCGGAGGAAGCAGGACAGAGGCUACGGCAAACUCUGGGAAUUCAUCCGCGACCUUUUGCACGACCCCAAGUACUGCCCCAGCAUGGUCAGGUGGGAGGACGUCAACGACGGAGUCUUCCGCAUCGUCCAGAGCGAGAAACUGGCCAAUUUGUGGGGCACCAUCAAGAACAAUCCUCGAAUGACGUACGAAAAACUCAGCAGGGCCAUGAGGUACUACUACAAAAGUAAAGUGUUUCUGCCGGUGCUGGGCCGUCGUCUAGUGUACAAAUUCGGUCCCCACGCCGUCCUGUGGAGGCCGGACAACCCGAAUUUCGAGCACCCAACGAUGGAAGGAGAUGAUGUGAGGCACAGUGUGAGGACGUGACGUAAUCGAUUUAUUGCGGUUAGUUCCCGCCAAGUAUAGUUACAAAUUACCUCAUCGAAAAUCAAGAGAAAUAAGAAAAAAGGUUGUUAUGUAAGUAGAACAAGGGUUAAAACAUGUUACAUCCAUUGCCAAAACAAACAAGAUCGUUUUAUUCCUUCAAACUUAUAAAAGAAUGGGAAAACAAAUUUGUCAUUAUCGGGGAAAACAGACAAUGCAAAUGGGCACAAGAUUUCAAAUCGAAUUUUUUUUUUAGUUUUAAAUUAAAUUAAAAUUUGAUAUACAUUUAAUCAAAUGACGAGAAAAAAAAGUUGUAAAUUUAUUGAACGGAGGCAAUUGUGUAAACUUAAUCACUUCAAAAUAACCAUGAAAAAUCACGUCACAUCGUUCUUUUUUCCUCUCUUGAUUUGAUAUAAAUAAUUAUAAAUAGCUACGAAGAAAAAAGGCAAGUGGUGCAAUCAACGUGUUGUGAAAUCUCUCUCGCGUAACCCCGUUUCAAUUGGUUGAUGAAAUUGUGCUGAUUCGUCGUGAUGAUACCCUCCCAUUCGUCAAAACCAAAUCAUUUCAGAGUACCAAGAAUCUCGUAAAAUAAUUUGCAGUUUCUCUCAUUUGAUUCGACGAUACUUUUUUUGUUGUUUUUCUUGAGUUGUUGCUGUUGUUGUUGUUGUUGACUAGGUUUCUUGAAUGAAUUCCCGAUCCCUGGCAUUCAUGACGUUGUUAUUACUGUUGUCGUUUUCGGUUGAAAUUUCACACACUUUUGUGCCAUUCCCGUCACACCAAACUUCCCCACGCACACAAUUUUGUUUUUCUUCUUCAAAAUUUCACU
Messenger RNA from Daphnia pulicaria, 4145 nucleotides. RefSeq names its product transcription factor mef2A-like. Gene Ontology annotation, biological process: cell differentiation; regulation of transcription by RNA polymerase II. The transcript is spliced from 8 exons. Bases 1415 to 3322 code for a protein of 635 amino acids. Gene Ontology annotation, cellular component: nucleus. The record is from RefSeq and is a predicted model, not a curated record. Lineage: Eukaryota; Metazoa; Arthropoda; Branchiopoda; Diplostraca; Daphniidae. Gene Ontology annotation, molecular function: DNA-binding transcription factor activity, RNA polymerase II-specific; sequence-specific DNA binding.